CAGAUAAAGACUCAAGGCAAAUUCUCUUUCAUCCACAAUGGGUUCAAACCAGUUUCUCCGUAGCCUGUGGAAGUGAUGUGGCAGAAUUACUGAACAUUCUGGAUACAGUCUGAAAAUGAUGCUCUCAUGCAAAUGACCAAAAUGCCCAGGUCAUUUAACUGUACAAAGGACAAAAGCUGAUGUAUAUCCCUGAGCCUUCCAGUCCUCUAGGCUCGAACAGCUUCUUAAGGGAUGAAGAUAAGAAGGAGAAAUUGAAAGGACCUGCCCAAAAAACUUUGCCAGGCACACAUCUAGAAUGGAGACUUGGAAGGCAUUUUGGGAGAUCAUCUUCCUUGUAGCCAGCUUUGGCUUCAUCAACUCACAGAGAACUGGCUGCAGAGAGGCCUACAUGGGAGAUGUCGUAUUUCUAGUGGACACCAGCAAUGACCCCCAAUUUAUCAGCAAUAUUCGGCGCUUGUUGUAUAACAUAGUGAAUAACCUCAAUGUCAGCAGAGAGACGAUCCGCGUGGGGCUGGCCCAGUACAGAGAUGUGCCCCAUUCUGAGUUCCUACUUUCCACCUACCGCCACAAAAGCGAUGUGUUGAAUCACAUUCGGAGGUUGCCAUUGAAAUCUGAGGGCCCUGGGGGCAAAAAGAUGGGCCUGGCCCUGCAGUUCCUUCUAGAUCACCACUUCCAGGAAAGAGCUGGGAGUCGAGCAAGCCAGAGAGUGCCUCAGGUCGCCAUAGUGAUCAGCAGCAGCCCAGCUGAGGACUCGGUGCAGGAACCUGCUGAGGCACUUAAGACUGCGGGCAUCCUGCUUUAUGCUGUUGGCCUCAGAGGUACAUCUAAGGCAGAGCUCAGGAAGAUUGCCAGCAGUCCUGAGAAGAAGUUUCUCUUUUUUGUCCCCAGCUACUCUACUUUGGGCAGCCUCACCCAGAGGCUACAGAAGGAGCUCUGCGAUACUUUCACAAAGGCAGCCCAACCACUUGACCAUGUCUCUCCAGCUUGCAGAGAAGCAUUCCUGGCAGAUAUUGUCUUCCUGGUAGACAGCUCAACCAGCAUCGGACCCCAGAACUUCCGGAAAGUGAAGAACUUCCUUCACUCUGUCAUCCUGGGGCUUGACAUUGGCAAGGACCAGGUCCGAGUGGGACUCGCUCAGUAUAGUGACAACAUCUACCCAGCCUUUCAGUUGAACCAAUACUCUCAGAAGAGUGUGCUCCUGGAGCGUAUCCAGAAUCUGCCCUACCGUACAGGAGGCACAAACACAGGGGCUGCCCUGGAGUUUAUCAGGACCAAUUACUUGACCGAGGCAGCUGGCAGCCGGGCCAAGGAGCGGGUUCCUCAGAUGGUUAUCCUGGUGACAGAUGGGGAGUCAAGUGAUGAAGUCCAGGAGGCAGCUGACAGGUUGAAAGAAGAUGGAGUUGUUGUGUACGUGGUAGGCAUCAAUGUCCAGGAUGUCCAGGAGCUGCAAAAAAUAGCCAGUGAGCCCUCUGAGAAAUUUCUCUUUAACACUGAAAACUUCAAUAUCCUGCAGGAUGUUGCAGGAGGCAUUCUUCAGACACUGUGUUUACCAGUGGAGGGUAAAAUGAAAGGUCCAGAAUUCACCCAGGCCUAUGGAGACAUGGUCUUUCUUGCUGACACCUCACAGAACACAUCACAGGCCAGUUUCCAUUUGAUGCAGAAUUUCAUCUCCAGAGUGAUUGGUACACUAGACAUUGGCAGGAACAAGUACCAGGUUGGGCUGGCUCAGUAUGGUGGUCAAGGCCACACUGAAUUUUUGUUCAAUACCUACCAGAGCCAGGAGGAGAUGAUUGCUCAUGUCCGUGAACGCUUUGUGCUCCGGGGUGGCUCCAGGAGGACGGGCAAAGCUCUACAAUACCUCUACCAGACCUUCUUCCAGGAGGCAGCGGGAAGCCGGUUUCUCCAGGGUAUCCCCCAGUAUGUAGUGGUCAUUACUUCUGGCCAAUCUGAGGAUGAGGUCCUGGAAACCGCACAGAUGUUGAAGAGGAAAGGCGUGAAAGUCAUAUCUGUGGGUGUACAGGACUUUGACAGAAGAGAACUGGAGGAGAUGGGGACCCCAUCCCUUAUAUAUGAGAUACAAGGACAAGAUGGAGUCAGACAGGAGACACAAAAUGUGUAUGAGGUGAUCCAUAGGAUGGGGCGGUCUGAGUUCAGGACAGUGCCCGUGGAAGAGACUACGGCAGGUAAGGCAGAAAAGGUAAACGUAUGUGAGACAGAAGAGGAAACCCAACUCUUUCUUUUGUUUUUGUUUAUAGCAUGUCCAACUGCAAUCCCUACUGACUUAGUAUUCCUCAUUGAGGAGUUUAGCAGGGCCAGGGAACUGAAUUUCCAUCAAGUUAUCAAUUUCUUAAAGACCACCGUUAGCUCUCUAAGCAUUCAUCCCGAUCUUGUGAGAAUCGGCUUGGUUUUUUACCAUGAGGAACCACGACUUGAGUUUGCACUGGAUGCAUUUCAGACUCCAGCCAAAAUCUUGGAGCAUUUGAACAAAUUAACCUACCAGGAAAAAACAGGAAGGGCCAAGACUGGUGCUGCUUUGGAUUUCCUAAGGAAUGAGGUUUUCGUGCAGGAGAAGGGCGGCCGGGCCAAGACAGGUGUGCAGCAGAUAGCUGUGGUCAUCACGGAAGGCUUCUCUCAAGACAGUGUGUCCAGACCAGCUUCCCUCCUCCGUAGGACAGGGGUUACCAUCUAUGCAGUGGGCACCGAGCUUGCCUCAGAGAGUGGGAACCUGGAGAAGAUAGCAUCGUAUCCUCCUGGGAAGCAUGCCAUUUCUCUGGAAUCCUUUUUGCAACUCCCCACUGUGGGAAGCAUGAUUAAGAACCAGCUCUGCCCUGAGACUAGGGGCGAAACAGUUUCCAUUACUGAGAUGGACAAUGUUCUACAGACAGGCUGUGUGCACAUCGAGGAGGCUGAUAUUUACUUCCUUAUUGAUGGGUCUAGCAGCAUCAGACAAGAUGAUUUUCUUCAAAUGAAGGCGUUCAUGAAGGCGGUGAUAAAGAUGUUCCAUAUCGGGCCUGACAGAGUACAGUUUGGAGUCGUUCAGUACUCAGACCGAAUUAACAGUGAAUUCAUCCUCAGCCAGUAUCCCAGUGUGGCACAGCUGAAUGUGGCCAUUGACGGUAUCCAGCAGAGCGGAGGUGGCACCUUGACAGGUCAGGCCUUGAGAAACAUGGCUCAGGUCUUUGCAGACACUGCUCGCAGCAACACACCUCGGUAUCUCAUAGUCAUCACCGAUGGUCAGUCUCAGGACCAGGUGGCUGUGCCUGCAAAGGCAUUGAGGAACAACAGAGUCAACAUUUAUGCCAUUGGGGUCAGAGACGCUGACACUAGUGAGCUUAAGGAGAUAGCUGAAGACAAGAUGUUUUUCGUAUAUGAAUUUGAUUCUUUGAAGGCCAUCCAACAGGAAGUGGUAAAAGACAUCUGCUCCUCAGAGAUCUGUAAGAAGAGGAAAGCUGACAUUAUCUUUCUGAUAGAUGGUUCAGAAUCCAUCUCCCCAAAAGACUUUGAAAAAAUGAAGGGAUUCAUGAAGAGGAUGGUGAAUCAAUCUAAUAUCGGUGCUGAUGAAGUUCGGAUUGGCCUUUUGCAGUUCAGCUCAUACCCCCAGGAAGAAUUCAGGCUCGACCACUUCUUCCUCAAGGAGGAAAUUCGUGAAGCCAUCUCAAAAGUUCAGCAGAUGAACGAUGGCACCCGAACUGGGAAAGCCCUGAAUUUCACUCUGCCUUUUUUUGACAGUUCAAGAGGAGGGAGACCCAGUCUUCCUCAGCAUUUAAUUGUGAUCACUGAUGGGGUGGCCCAGGAUGAUGUAGACAUGCCAGCCAAGGCCCUCAGGGACAAAAACAUAAUUAUUUUUGCCAUUGGUGUAGGAGGGGCUGAAAAGUCCCAGCUUUUGCAGAUUACUAAUGACCCUGACAAAGUGUACUAUCAAGACAAUUUUGAGUCCCUGCAGAUCCUGGAGAAGGAAAUUCUUUACAAGGUCUGCAUUCCACAAGAAUGCAACAUAGAUUUGUCUGUAGGAAUUGACCUCUCCACUUCCACAAGGCAAAAUUGGGAGAAGCUUCAAGAGUUACUGCCAGAGCUGAUGCAACAGUUGGCUGUGCUUUCUAACAUCAGCUGUAGCACUUCUGGUCAGAUCAACACAAACUUUCGCUACUUGGUUCCUGACUCAGAAGGCCCGCUUGCCUUUGACUCAGGCUUUGACAAAUACAGUAAUGAAAUCAUUCAGAAGUUCUUGGUUCAUCAGGCUACCAAGGUCAACCAUAUGGAUGCGGACUUUUUGCUAUCCUUGGGAGAUAAUGCUAUCCUCUCCUCUUCUGCUAAAGUGAAGGUCCUUUUAGUGUUUACAGACGGACUGGAUGGUGACUUACAGAGACUGAAGGAAACAUCCACGCUUCUCCGUGGCAAAGGAUUCUCUGCGCUCCUCAUUGUUGGCCUGGAAAGUGUACAUAAACUGGAAGAGCUUCAGGAGCUGGAAUUUGGCAGAGGAUUUGCAUACAAUCAGCCUCUGAGCAUCACACUGCAGUCCCUCCCAAGCAUCUUACUGAAGCAACUUGACACAAUCAUGGAAAGGACAUGCUGCAAUACGUAUGCAAAGUGUUUUGGAGAAAAGGGGCACAGAGGUGAUUCUGGGAACCCGGGGAGGAAGGGAGAGAAGGGGCCUGACGGAUUACCUGGCUAUCCCGGUGACGAAGGUGAACAUGGAGAAAGAGGUCCCCAAGGUCUUCCUGGACGCCGAGGUGAAGAAGGAUGCCCAGGUGUGAGAGGACCCAAGGGAGUACGAGGAUUUUCAGGAGAGAAGGGCGACCCUGGUGAGGAUGGCGUUGAUGGCUUGGAUGGAGAACAGGGUAAUCAUGGCAUCCCAGGAUCAUUUGGAGAAAAAGGAGACAGGGGAAAUCGGGGCUUGGCAGGACUGCCUGGACAACCGGAGAGCAUGGAGAGACCUGGGUUAAGGGGCGAUCCUGGGGAUCCUGGAAUUCAUAGUUACAUCCAAGGCCCUAAGGGAGAAACAGGAAGGCGUGGACUGCAGGGAAGUUCUGGUUACAAUGGACCUCAGGGUACCUGGAAUGCUGGCCCUCAGGGGUCAAGAGGAAGACAAGGUCUGCCAGGAUUGCAGGGUGUGCGUGGAGAAUCUGGUGAACUCGUAAACCAAGGAGAACCCGGGUAUCCAGGCUCACAGGGCCCAAGAGGAAGGCAAGGACCACCAGGAACUCUUGGACCGAAGGCUUACUGGGUGCUCAGGGGAAUCCUGGGGCCUCCAGGGCUAGGUGGUUCAAAAGGAAAAGCUGGACCAAGAGGAAUGAAGGGAGAGCAUGGUGUUGCAGGACAGAGAGGCCCAACGGGGUCAACAAGGACCCAAGAGGGCAAACCUGGUUUUUUUGGUCCCGAUGGAUAUGGACAUCCAGGAAGAAAAGGAAGAAAGGGUGAACCUGGAUUUCCUGGCUAUCCUGGCACAAAAGGAGAAGCUGGUGACCCAGGCCACCGAGGAGAGAAGGGGGCGAAGGGAAUCAGAGGGAAGAGGGGUAAUGCUGGCCUUCCAGGAUUUGUUGGAACUCCAGGUGAGCAAGGCCCACCAGGACCACAGGGCAUCAAGGGCCCCAAAGGCUUGGCAGAUAUAAUGCCUUGUGAAAUCGUCAAUUUCACACGAAAAAACUGCCCUUGUUCAACAGGUGUUUCCAAAUGCCCAGUGUUCCCCACUGAAGCGGUCUUUGCCUUGGACAUGUCCAGUGACAUCUCUGAGUUGGAGUUUGAGAGGAUGAGAGACAUUUUAUUGUCUCUGUUGAUGAAGAUGGAAAUAAGUGAGAGUAACUGCCCAAAGGGUGCCCGAGUGGCCAUCAUUGCAUACAACAACAAAAUAGAUUACCUGAUUCGCUUCUCGGACUACAAAAGGAAGCCUGCACUCCUUCAGGCAGUCCGGAAAAUUCCCCUGAAGAGGUCAUCUGGCAGCAGGAACCUUGGGGACGCCAUGAGGUUUGUGGCCAGACACGUAUUCAAACGUGUGCGCUCAGGCCUUCUCACGAGAAAAGUGGCUGUGUUCUUCCAGGCAGGCUGGGCCAAUGAUGCCGAUUCCAUCAACACUGCCACCCUGGAGCUCAGUGCACUGGACAUCAUGCCUGCAGUCAUCGCCUUCACAGAGGACCACAACCUCCCAGGCGCCCUGGUGAUGGAUGCAACCAACAGAUUCCAUCUGUUCACCUGGGAGACGAAGAGCCAGCAGGAUGUGGAGCACGUGGCCCGCUGCAUUCUCUGCCACGACAAGUGCCAACCAGCCCUGGAGUGCAGGUCGGGCAUUCCCAGCCCCCUGGCGAUGGACAUGGACGUGGCAUUUGUGGUGGAUAGUUCCCACAGCGUUGGAGUCGAUGUGUACCAUGCUGCAUUGAGUCUAGUGGAUGUCAUGCUCAACAACCUGGAGGUGGCUGCUCAGCCGAAUGCAUCCCUCUAUGGGGUGCGUGUGGCUCUGGUGAUGCACACAACUCCAGGCUUCUGGCCGGGAACGGGACGCCCACCUGUACUUGAGGGUUUUUUUCUGACCUCCUAUGGCCACCGGGCACAGAUGCAGAGGCACAUCCAUGAGGUUGCGGGCCACCCUCUACAGGGAGCCCCAGCUCUGGGUCAUGCCCUUGAAUGGACACUGCAGAAGGUGCUCUUGGCAGCCCCCCUGCCCAGGAGGGCACAGGUUCUCUUCGCCAUCGUGGCCAGUGAGACCAGCACCUGGGACCGGGAGAAGCUUAGAACUUUGUCCUUGGAGGCCAAGUGCAAGGGGAUCACCCUAUUUGUGCUUGCCUUGGGCCCUGGCGUGGGAACCCAUGAGCUGGCUGAGCUGGCUCAAGUGGCCAGCACCCCCUCUGAGCAGCACCUGUUACGUCUGGAAGGGAUCUCAAACCCAGAGAUGAACUACGCCCAGGGCUUCACACGGGCCUUCCUGAACCUCCUAAAAAGUGGAACCAAUCAGUACCCACCCCCAGAGCUCAGUGAAGAAUGUGGGGGCCCCAGCCGAGGGGACACUCGGCAGCAACCACACAGGCUUAUCGAGAGGCGGCGCAAGCGCUGGAGCGGCAUGUCUGGCCCUGCUGAUGAUUUGGCAGCACCUGAAGCAACAGACUUUGGUCUAGAGAACAGAACAACCAUGAUGACAUCUAUAACUCCGAAAGAAGCACUUGAAAAUUAUGAAAAGAACGGAUAUGCCACUGAGGAAAAUGAACAAGAAAUGUCUGCAAAACCAAAGAAAAAUGGUCCUUGUUUUAUGGAUCCAAUGGAAGGUGAGUGCCAGGACUACAUCCUGAAAUGGUACUAUAACAAGAAGGAGCGGGCUUGCCAACCAUUCUGGUAUGGCAGCUGUGGGGGCAAUGCCAACCGGUUUGAAACCAAGGAAGAAUGCGAGGUUCAGUGUGCCACAACACCUCUGUAGAGCCAAGUAGAGCCUCGGGACUGUUGCCUCUGUGGUAAUAGCUGAUGAAGCCGACAUUGCCUUUCCUGAGACAGUGCCACACAGCUCAUGAGUAACGAAGCCCACUCUUUACUCUCAGAGGUCAAUUCCUAACCCCCUGAAUUUUUUCCUGCCAGUGGGGGCUUGACCCGUGAUUUGAGAAGGAUGGUGUUCUAGUACUUCAAAAAGUGACCAAAACUUUCCUGAAAGUUAUUUAAAUGAUUUAGAACUGAAUGGAAAAGAAACCUGAACUUGACAUAACAUUAUUUUUUUGUCUAUGUAACAAAAGAAAAAUCAAUGUAAGCAGUGCGUCCAAACUAAUUUAAAAGUGAGUUGAAACUUUUUUUUAACCGCUAGAAGGCCUGGAAGUAUUCAUCAAAGCAGGGGUUUGGAAAAAUGGACAUUUAUUGUGAAGUUUCACCCUGACUAUGUAGUGUGAAAAUAAAGGCAUUCUCGAUAAAUCA
Messenger RNA from Phyllostomus discolor (pale spear-nosed bat), 7881 nucleotides. Its product is annotated as collagen alpha-4(VI) chain-like. Gene Ontology annotation, molecular function: serine-type endopeptidase inhibitor activity; extracellular matrix structural constituent conferring tensile strength. NCBI's taxonomy places the organism in Eukaryota, Metazoa, Chordata, Mammalia, Chiroptera, Phyllostomidae. The record is from RefSeq and is a predicted model, not a curated record. Gene Ontology annotation, biological process: extracellular matrix organization.